AUGCCAAUGACCAUUCUACCAUUAUUAGAGGAGGCACGAAAACUACUUGGAUUCGGUGCACCCACAGAAGAGAGCUCUUCUGGCAGGCAAUGCCCUAACCAAACUCUUGCCAAUUUUUGUACUUCUGUGCUUGCUUAUUUGGAAAAUAAUCCACAGCCAGCAUUACCCAGCAAGCAACAGAUUAGCCGGUCUUUGCAGGGCUCUAGUCCCAGACCAGACUCUGUGAGCGCUUUUGGGCAGACUGUUGCAGACCCCAACGCGAAGGGUAAUACCAUUGAACCAAAGCUAGCGCCCGCUGAGACAUACGGCGUCCUAGUUCUCUACGUCCCCAGCAAUUUCGAUGUUGCCAAUCAAGAAGGAGCCAUCAACGGUAUCAUCAAUAUUAAUAAAAGCUCCAAAUUCGCACCGCCGGAACAUGUCCAUGCGGCUAUCAGAGAACAGCUGCUCGUUGGAAGCAAGGUUUUAGCAUGCGAAUAUUAUGAACGGAAGAGCCAGUUAAGGCAAUGCAAGACAUGCCAGCAGUAUGGACACCUAGAGGCCCAAUGCAUCUCCGCGCCCGCUUGCGGCCGCUGUGCUGAACGACACUUCACUGCAGAGUGUAGAAAAAGAGAGGAUCCCAAGAACUUGACAUGUGCAAUCUGUCUCGGCCCACACAGGGCCUGGGAUAACGUUCGCAACAUCAGGCAAGACGAGCUUGACAGUAUACGUCUUGCAAGGGCUAAUCGCCCAGAAUACCAUCCCAAGCCUAGUUGUAACCUUGGAGAGCUUUCGAAACACACGGAUGAUGUCCUAAGCCGCGAUUUCGCUGGCACUCGUCGGUACUCAGUUGAAUACCUUAUUGAGGUAGAUAUGCGUGGAGGCAGGAAAUCGCAUGCAAAAUUGAGAGGCAGAGGAGGUCGAGGCCAGGGCCUUCCUCCAGAUUUUCGUGAGAGCCCAGAAUCUAUUGAGCAGGAGUCCGUGCCGUUUCCGGGGAAACCGACCGGAAACAGUCGGGGUAGGAUUGGCAAAGCGCCUUUCGGUUCCGACCGGUACGGCGUUCAAGCUUGGGCCGGUUGUCUGAAGAUCAAGCCAGAGGUUCAAUCAGAUUGGGGAGGAGAUGGAUCUAUGCAAGGUCAGAACUUUGGCUGGGGCCAGGGUGGUGUGAUUACGAUGCAUCCAAAUCAGUCAAGAAAAGCGUCAGGUGGUCCUAGACGGCCCUUUACGAGUGGCAGUCCCAAUCAACCGCUGAGACCGGGAGCUGUCAAUUGGGUGAGGCGUCAAAGCACGGAUAUUUUGUGA
This is a messenger RNA of Letharia columbiana, 1278 nucleotides long. RefSeq lists its product as uncharacterized. NCBI's taxonomy places the organism in Eukaryota, Fungi, Ascomycota, Lecanoromycetes, Lecanorales, Parmeliaceae. The record is from RefSeq and is a predicted model, not a curated record. The transcript has 2 exons. The coding region runs from base 1 to 1278 and encodes 425 amino acids.